AUGGCUCAAAAGGCAAAGAAGGACUUGGCCAAGUCCAACACCGCGUCCCUCAACAGCCUCCACAUCGGCACCGCCACCGUCCACGCCAUCUUCCUCGCCUUCAACUUCCUCAUCCGCUCCCGCUCUCUCCUCGCCUACGCCCUACUCUCAGCCCCGAGUCUGAUAUGCGAGUAUGUCCUGGAGAGGUCGGGCAGACCCCGCUACGACCCGUCUACCAAGGCUCUCAGGUCCUCGGGCGAGGAUCUCCACGCCCAGGGUCUGACGGAGUACAUGUUUGACGUCGUCUGGGUGACGUGGGCGUCGCUUGUGCUCGUUGUGCUCUUCGGUAACUGGGGGUGGCUCCUCUGGACCGUGCUCCCCGCUUACGGUCUCUAUCUCGGAUCCGGGCUGCUGGGUAUGGGAAGGCAGAAGAUGGCCGAGUUGCAGGGCGGAGGCUUUGACGCCUCUGCUGCUUCUGCUGGUGUUCCUCCUACGAACGCCAAGGGGAACCGGAAGCCGCGGAGGAGCGCAUAA
This is a messenger RNA of Geosmithia morbida, 513 nucleotides long. RefSeq names its product Protein of unknown function (DUF788). Bases 1 to 513 code for a protein of 170 amino acids. Gene Ontology annotation, biological process: vacuolar protein processing. The transcript has a single exon. The record is from RefSeq and is a predicted model, not a curated record. Gene Ontology annotation, cellular component: intracellular membrane-bounded organelle. Lineage: Eukaryota; Fungi; Ascomycota; Sordariomycetes; Hypocreales; Bionectriaceae.